AUGCUCAGAGAAGUCAAACCCAAGAAUCCGCGCACAGCGCGCAUUCUCAAGGCCCGUGAGCCCCAGCUCAUCGAACCCCCCAAGAGGACCCUUUUCAUGCAUGGCUCAAAAUGCCCGACGGCUCUUAACACAGUCCUGAAGACAUUCCACUCGCUGACGAUCCCCAACUCCGUCCUCUUUCACAAGAAGAACGAGAACAUUCACCCGUUCGAGAGCGCCGAGAGCCUCGAGUUUCUCGCCAACAAGAAUGAGUGUGGUAUUGUUGUUUUCGGAAGCAGCAGCAAGAAGAGACCCAACAGCCUGACUGUGGCGCGGAUAUUCGACUCCAAGCUCCUGGACAUGUGCGAAUUGAUGCUGCUCCCUAACCCAGACGGAGACUCGAUCCCUGCGAUCAACAACCUCAAGAUGCAGAUCGGAAUUGGCUUACGGCCUAUGCUGCUGUUCGCGGGUACUGCCUGGGAAGAUUCUACCUCUACCGCUCAUGUUAUGCUGAAGAGCAUGUUCGUUGAUAUGUUCAAGGGCGAGGAGUCGGAUAAGAUCGAUGUCGAGGGACUGCAGUAUGUGUUGAUGAUUGCCGCUGAGGAACCUACCGACGGCAUGUCUCCUAUUAUUCAUCUCAGAUGGUACAAGCUUCGGACAAAGCGCAGUGGACACAAGCUCCCUCGCGUUGAGCUGGAUGAUAUCGGGCCCAAGUUCGACUUCAAGAUCGGUCGUCUGCACGAGGCACCCGAGAAUGCUCUGAAGGAGGCCAUGAAGCAGGGCAAGAGACCUAAUGAGAACAUGAAGACGAAGAAGAACAUUGGCCUGGACGUCAUGGGUGACAAGAUCGGUCGUGUGCACUUGGGCAAGCAGGAUCUGUCUGGCCUGCAGACGAGGAAGAUGAAGGGUCUGAAGCGACGUGCUGGUGUGGAGUCUGAUGAGGAGGAUGCGGAGAUGAUGGACGUGGACGAAGUCUCGGAUGAUGAGGGACGGAAGAAGGCGAGAACGGAAUAG
Molecule: messenger RNA, 993 nt
Organism: Aspergillus udagawae
Lineage: Eukaryota; Fungi; Ascomycota; Eurotiomycetes; Eurotiales; Aspergillaceae
Product: rRNA-binding ribosome biosynthesis protein RPF2
Exons: 2
Coding region: 1-993 (330 amino acids)
Biological process (GO): maturation of LSU-rRNA from tricistronic rRNA transcript (SSU-rRNA, 5.8S rRNA, LSU-rRNA); ribosomal large subunit assembly
Cellular component (GO): nucleolus
Molecular function (GO): rRNA binding
Source: RefSeq, a predicted model, not a curated record